Messenger RNA from Oryzias latipes (Japanese medaka), 644 nucleotides. The record is from RefSeq and is a predicted model, not a curated record. Lineage: Eukaryota; Metazoa; Chordata; Actinopteri; Beloniformes; Adrianichthyidae.
ACGUCAUUUGUUAUCCUAAAGACCCAACUUUUCUCUCCAGUGGAAAAUUGCUGCCAGAUUGUGUUUACAUGUGUGUGUGUGUGGGGGGGGGGUGUUUGGAGCAAAACAGGAACAGCUGGCAGUAAGAACAGGACUUCUGUUAACAGAGGAUCUUCGUCCCUUCACCAUGUCUCAACCUGGCCAGGAUGACGAACAAAAGCAGCGCCCUGAAAUGAGAGAAGAGGACUUGACCAAAGCGAAGGCAAAGCUGGGCUGUAAUGAGCCGGUGAAGAGCAAGACUUUAGAAGUGAUGGAGGAGUGUGAAAAACUGGGGAAAGCUGCUCCGUCCGUGUUCAGUGGAGCGAGGUCAGGAGCAGAGACUGUUUUCACCUCACGCUCAGCUCCACCAAUCAGGAAGUAGAUGGAAACUUCUGCAGAAGAAGAGCUUUGAUCAGCUUUGAUCAGCCAUUUAUUUUCCUGCUGUUGUGAAACCUUAACAAACCACUGUUUUUUAAUUACCUUUUUUUUUCUUUUUACAAAAUUUUCCAGCUUUGGGAAGUAAAAAAAAAAAUCAAACAAGAAAUGAUUGUUAACUACCAGUAUCCCUCAAUAUUUGUCUAAAAAUGUGUUAUUCCCUUCGUUAGAUUAAAAGAGUAAACCUAAAA